GUCUAAGGUCGGUGUGCGGAAAACCGAAGGGUUUCCUUCGUUUCUGUAUGUGUUUGGGCAUCGAUCUGCGGGUGAAAUGACAUGUCGUACAUGUUUCAAAUGAUUCGAAAACACCAUGUUUGCAACUAUCCCAUUGUUCUUUUGAGCUCUAUGAUAUUGAUAGACACACUGAUGCCAGGAUGUCGUGAGAAUUAGAUGGAGCUUUUGUGAGCGGACACAUCCAGUCAAUCCUGUUGAAGCUUUGAUAGGGUGUGCGAUGAAACGCUUGCAUUGGCUUGCAGUCUGCUCAUGUGAGCCUGACAGAGAGCUUUGAACUUGCUAUGCUGCAACAACGUCCGCUGCCCAAACCUUACACACAUCCUGCAAGUCUAAAAAGCAGUUACACUACCUUUUGGUCCUAGUAGGAGGUGGUGCACAAGGGUUUUUAAACAUAUGUAUUUUUGUGAAACAAGACUCGAAUUGGGUCGCACGAGUGCAGCCGAGUCAAGGUAGAGGAUGAAGCUUUGGGAAAGCAAACAAAAAAACUAUCGUGUUUUUCUCGCUUACGGAUGAAGAGCCCAACCAUACCCAACCUGUUUUUUCACUGACCGUUUUUGGCGGGGUCCUGCUUUUGCCCCUGCAGCGGGGAUUGAUAGGGUCCAUGCUGUCAUAUGCUGUCUAUGCUUCCAGGAUCUACCACAAGGGCCACAGCUGUUGCAUGACUGUCAAGGUCGCGCCUUUCGACAUAAAACCACCAACUGUGAUCACCCUGCCAGCUGAUAAAAAAGAAAAAACACAUAUGGUUUUGCUUAUGUCCAUCCCGUUGCAUGUAUUUAUAUAUAUAUAUAUUAAUUAGUUGGUCCUGGUUUUUGUGGACAGCAACUCCAAACAGAACUCCAUCAACCAGAAAAAGAAACACGAACUUCGUCCCAUCCUCUUCGUCAGCCGCCUCGCCUCGUCCUGUCUCACCUUGCCACGCUGUCGCCGGGAGCUCGCCAUGUUUGGCUAUGUGAGUCGAGCCAUCGAAGGACUCGUGAAGGAUGUGCGCAGCGGUGCAAGUAAAGGAGCGAAGGACUUGCAGCUGGGUGUGGAUGCCAUGCGAACAGGCAUUGAAGAGUUCACGGAUGACGUGUCCAGCAAAGCCAUGGAGGGCGUCAUGACCUUGGCGGAGUCGCCCUCGAGGGUCAAGAGCCUUUUGACCAAUCAGAUGGACGAGGCACUUGCGAGGCACGACAACCAGAUGGUGAACCAACUCUUGGACAAUGCCAUGGCACACCACUUGUUGGGACCACAGGCCCCUUCGAUCAUCCGCAGCGCCGCUCAACAACAGGCGAAGCGUCAGCUGCGCGAGGCGAUCGAUUCUGGGGAUCCCAAACGGCUGAAGGGCUCACUGGUCGCAGCUAAGCGUCUGAAUGCCACCGAUCUGCCGGAGUUUCAAGAGGCCGUUGCCAAGUACAAGGAAGUGAGGAAGUUGCCGUUGGGUUGGGAUGUGAGUUUGAUGGUCCUCCAUCGCGAGGGCGCACGCAUGGUCGCCAAGCUGGAGCUGGAGGAUCCCAACGUCCGUGCCCGUUUUCAGCGCUUGUUGGACCUCACCCACCGGAAGGUCUACACCCGCGACCGCAUGGGUGAGCCAGUCCCCGAGAGGUUGCAACUCCUCACCGUGUCCUCUGUGACCAACGACGAGUCUUGGGCACAGUACGUGGCACGGCGUGAGGCCGUCCGUCGGGAGAUCGACUCUGACAAAACGGACUGGUGCAGCUAUGAUGUUGACACCGUUGCGCGAUCGUCAGGCGACGAGGCGCUGGAUGCCUUGGGCGAAAGCGCCGAAAGCAUCGCCUUUGCCAUGGCGGAUGAUUUUGCCACGCCUUUGAUGGGCGAGGUGAAUGAGGUCUUCCUCUUCCACGGCACCACCGAGAGCGCCGCGGAGAAGAUCAAGACCCACGACUUCAGGAUCAACCUGGCGGGCUCCAAUGCUGGCACCUUGUAUGGCCGAGGCAUCUACCUGGCUGAGAACGCCACGAAGAGUGAUGAAUACACGCAUCCCGGGCCGAAUGGUGUGCGACACCUGCUGCUUUGCCGUGUCACGCUGGGGCGCGUGUUUUACAGCAACACCAAGGAGACGGAACCACGAAAAUGUGAAGAUGCCUGCUUGAAGGGCAAAUUCCAUUCCAUCUUAGGGGACCGGAAAGCUUGCCGAGGCACCUUCCGCGAAUUCGUGGUCUUUGAUGAGGAACAGAUUUACACCAACUACAUUCUGACCUACCGCCGUCAGUAGCGACCCUGCGCGACCUGCGUGGUGCUCGAGCUCGGAGAGCGCCGAUCUGAGCUGCGGCACGAGCUCCCAUUCGGCUAAUAGCGAAAUGACCUAAUAGCAAACCCUAUUAGACUUUCUUCGUGUCUAGCAGCCAUGGCCUCCAACCUAAGACGUAGGACCCAUCAGAUGUGCAACAGGAUGUGCUACCUUCGAACCGAAUGUACGACUAGAACCUGAAAAGACAUCUCCAAACCUACAGUGUCCAACACGGAUGUCAGAUGGAAGAUUAUUCCCAGACGCUCUGUGAGAACAGCCCGUCCUGUCCCUGGUGAGAACCUCCAGACCCCUCUAGAAAGCAGAGCCCUUGGGUUGGAAGAAUGCCUAAACACCAACAGGACAAGCACCUAAACACUGCAGAUACCAUGCAACAUACCACGGGUGUCUAGCUCCCAUAGUGGGACCAAGACAUGGCAAUACAUCAGGUGGUAG
This is a messenger RNA of Durusdinium trenchii, 2722 nucleotides long. NCBI's taxonomy places the organism in Eukaryota, Dinophyceae, Suessiales, Symbiodiniaceae. The record is from the annotation of a GenBank genome assembly.